This is a messenger RNA of Cololabis saira (Pacific saury), 4897 nucleotides long. It is a transcript of the gene ccdc120a, whose product is annotated as coiled-coil domain containing 120a. The transcript is spliced from 12 exons. The record is from RefSeq and is a predicted model, not a curated record. Bases 435 to 2243 code for a protein of 602 amino acids. Lineage: Eukaryota; Metazoa; Chordata; Actinopteri; Beloniformes; Belonidae.
GUGGAUGAUGAAGAUGAUGAUGCUGAGGAGGAGGAGGAUGAAGAGCUCCGAUCAGAUCAAAGAUCCCUGAUCGAUCAGAUCGGCGGAGCUCGAGGAAGGACACCUGCGGGUUCUGGAGUCCGGACCGGGUCGGGGAUCACGUGACAGAUCCAGGUGAUCCAGGAAACCCAUCUGCAGCUGCAGCCAAUGAGAGCGCAAGGAAUGGAUGAACCCCCAGAUGACCUGCUCUGACCUCAGGCCAAACGAGACGCCACGCUUCACCUGGGAAGAAGGACGCUAGUUGAAUGAUCUCUGAUGUCUUCAGCUGCUGCUGCAGCUCAGUCAGCGUACCCCCUUUAGAGGCCAGUAUGGGAACUGCAGUGUGCUCGGCAGCUGGCAGCUAACCGUGCCACAGCCCCCGAGAGCCGCGCCUGUGGGUGGAGUUCUGGCCGUGAAUGGCCACAGGUGUAAACUAUUGGAGCUCCUAUGAACUGGAUCAGAAGGUGAGGGACGCUGUGUGGGGAGGUGGACACGAUUCCAGUGACAAGGGUGGAGGAGGCGGGGUCACAUGGGAGCCACACAGUAUGGAUGUCAAAGGUCAACUCAUCUCAGCACCUGAACUCCUCACCUGCACGGACAGGAAGCAGAGGGAGCGAAUGGCAGAGCUGCAAGAAAGGAGGCGGAGCCUGCAGGCACUACUGAGCACCAGAUUGGCUGAGCUGAGACGCAUCUGUAUGAAGGAGGCGGAGCUGACAGGUGCGAUGCCCAGCGAUUUCCCUCUGGACGUGGGAGAGAAGCCCCCCCAUGUCCAGAGACGAAGAGGGACAGCCGGCCAGGGAAUCCGGAAGUGUCGAGAGGAGGAGGACGACUCUCACCGUUCAAAGCCAAAGAAAAAUUUGUUCAGCGGAGCGCUGAGGAAACACGCCUCUGAACAUGGCACACACACCCAGACUCACACACAUCACGGCAAGAGGACUGUGCACAGAGGCUGCCACACAGAUGAUGCUGUGCGUUCAGAGAGCAGCUCUGUGUCAGACUCAACAGGACUCGACAACGAUGAGGGUGUGUCUCAGGGUCGCCCCCCGCAGUUCUCUUCAGCGUCUCCAACAGAGGUCUUCUACCACAACAAAAGCAGGAAAAGCUCAUUCCAUACAAGGGUAGAUCAUCCGACGACACACAAGCCCCCCCCACUGCCUCCCUCCCAACCACCCCCACCUCCCCCUCGUUCUCAGGACUCCUCCUCUUCCUCUGAUCCUGCAUCAGGGUGGGAGGGGGUAGGCAGGUCAGCGUGUCGCAGCAAUAGCUCAGAUGUUCUCCUGGAACGCAUCACACCUCCACAGCAGGAGGGGGCGGGGCAGCAGGGGGCAGUUUGGGUAAAUGGCCUGUUGCAACAAACAAACACUGCCGGAACAUUUCAGAGCUGCGAAACGGUGAUGGACGUAUGGACAAGGACAAACAACGGAGUCUCUGAACCCGGAGAGAUGGGGGCGGGGAAAGAUAAAGGAGGCGGCAGGAGGGGGGCGGGGUAUGGUGAGCUCCUAAUGGACUAUGUGUGGGGGAAACGGCAGCAGAUACAGCGGCAGCAGUCCCAGCCCAACAAGCAGCCAAUCACAGCGCAGCAUCUGCUCCUCCUCAACGGCUCCUCCUCCCAGCUGCCCGGAGCCCCGCCCACCUACCGCAGUCACAUCGCCGACCAGCGGCGGGUCACUGUGACCCGGACAAAGUCCUGCGGCCCCUUUCUGCACACACAACCGAGCCAGACCGAUCCUCCAACGCCCAACGUGCAGCCUGACCCCCACCCCCACCUGCUGCCUCCCCGGCCCCCCCAGCUGCCCCCCCAGCAGGACUCCCAGCUGGAGGAGGCCACCAGGAGUCUCCACAAAGCCCUGGCGCUGGAAGGUCUGAGGGACUGGUACCUGAGAAACACCUUGGGCCCUUCCCACCACCAGACCAGUGGAAAGCUGAUGGCCGGAGCCAGCGCUAAGAUAAGCACCGCCAUCAAAGGUCACAGCGGAGGAGCCGCAGCUCUGCAGCGCAGACGGACCACCCACGGCAUCCUCCAGCAGUCCACCUAUCAGACGGAGGAGAGUCAUGUUCACGCUGCGCCAAAUCACAAACAGACGCUCCCACAUUCGGCCACCUUCCACGGACACCCGCUGCAUGGCAGGGCUGCAGACGGCUCUCUCUACCACGACUCUCAGAAGCACGAAGACCCUCUCAGAGACCUGCCAAUGGACCAGCCACCUCCUGGGACUCUGGUCUGACUCUGACUGAUCCCAACACUGGACUGAUCCCAGACGGGCUUCCUGGGUUAGGAUGGUGUCUAGGUGACUUCUGCACACCUGUGACUGGUGGAUGCAGCUUCUGGUCCUGAUGAAGGCUCCUGUGUGUGCUUCAUGGAUGUUGGUUUUACUGAACUGGACUUAGCUGCUGUCAGCCAUAAGAACAGCAGACGAAUAUCAGACCACCAAACAACCACCUAUCUGAAGGAUGUUGGCUGCGAUGCUGCAGAAAAACAUUACCUGGCCAAUCAUGGAUAACCAGCAUCACAAACCCUUCCGUGAAAGUUUUAUGCACCUUAAUCUCCACGUAUAUGAACCUACAUCUGGAUUUUAAAGGUCACCUCAGCUUGAAAGAUGGUCCGUUCUCUCGGAAAUUCUCUCAGACAGUGAAACAAGAAACACCAGAUUGUGUGACGCUGCCAUGGCCUGCUCUACAGUCAGCCAAUCAAAACAUGGAGCUAAAACACUGCCUGUAUGUUUUUUUUUAAGGAACAAAAACAAGACUGUUUGAAAUAGACUUUACGUUUUAUGGUAAAGAACCUGCAGCACUGAAAGUGAUGCCUUCCAGAGAUUCAGGGGUUUGUUUCAGUGUGACCUGGUCUAAGAUCAGAACUCCUUGACCCUUUUUAUACCUGGUACUAACAUCCAUCCUGAGCAAUCUGAUCACAAGCAUCACAAGCCUUAAGCACAGGUGUAAACACACCCAAGACACAUUUGAAGACACACUGAGAUCCAGUCCCUCAGACUACACUGGGAGGAGGUUUGGGACACUGGUGGAUCCGACAGACCACAUUCUUUUAACAGUGUAACAUCAAAAAACACCUGUUUUUUAACUUUCACUCAGAACAGAUGUGAAUGCCAGGUCAAAACCUUGAUUUGAACCCCAGGUCUAAACAGAUGUUAGUACCAGGUGUAAACAGAAUCAGUGAGACCGUUGGACCUGUAGCACUGAGACUUGAAGGACUUCAGACCUGCUGCCUCAAAGAUUCCAGUUUUUGCUAUAGUUCCUGAUAAGAACUCAUGAAACCCCCCGAACUGAACAAAUGUUUGUGAACCAACAGUUUCUGGUUAGUAUCCAGACAUCCUUGUCUUCAGCCCUGUUUGUGGCGUCAUCUUCAUCCAGUAAUCAGACUGCUCAGACAAUCAGACUCUUCAUCACCCCAAGGAAUAUGAGGAGGACUCCUCUAAGAACAGAUAGUCACUUGAAGAGCUCCGCUCGCUGACAUCACCAGCUACAUCACCAGCUUAAUGCAGCCAAAUCAUGAUCAUAUCAGGUGGACACUUAUCCCUCAGGUGAGUCUGACAGGAAGCAUCAGGUAAUCUCAGUUUGGACUCGAUGAGCAUGCACUAAGUUCCAACACAAGAGAUCCAUCCUGGAACCAGCAAGAACUGGACCCAGAGGGAGACCUGGACCUGCAGGGAGACCCGUGCCUCCAGGAUACCUGGAAACACAGGGAAACUGGUUAUGGAACAAUGCUGUCCAGGUACAGAGGAUGCAGGACUGUCCAGGGAGGGUCGUCCACACUGAGACCUGGGCCUGCAGCAAGACCUGCUUCUGUGAGACCUGGACUAAACUGCAUCCAAGGAUAGAUCCAGAUCUAAAUUGAGAUUUUCGUCCAAAUCAAGGUCCAGGUUCAGACCUGGAUGCAUAUCCAGGUUAAGUCUGAGGCAAUAAGAACCAGGUUUAAACUGCUUCAGGAAGAGAAACAAACGUUAAAACGACAAUCAGGUGGUGAUAAUCCAGUGUUUAUUGAUUGUUUUGUGAUAAUCAAUCAACUGAAUUGGUCUGUUUUUUUUACUGAACUUCAGAGGACUGUUUUUUUUAAACAAUUUUAUGAAUGAAACGAGAAUAUUUUCACAUUUCCAGUGUUAGUGUUAUUGAUGAGGGGCUCUCACUGUCCCUUAGUUGUUGGGUCUCUGUGUGAUUCUUUCAGCCGAUCGUGUUGCGUCUCUGCCACGGAAACCUGUCUGACCGGUUUCCUCUGAAGAUGCAGUGGUCGAGGAUGAUUGGCUGAUCAAUAACGAGUGUCUGUAUGUCACCUGAACGAGAGUUUGGUCGGAGUCAUUGAUCGACUGAUCGCUGUGCAAUAACCCUGUUUCAGAACAAGCCCCGCCACAUCUUCAGACCCCAGCAUGUACCUCUUCAGAACUAACACACCUGAGCAUGGAAAUACUACUGAUCAGUACCACUACUACUACUGCUACUACUACUACUAUGAUAAUACUACAACUACUAUGACAAUACCAGUAUAGUACUUCCAUAGUACUGCUUUUAUCAAACUGCUACUUUACUAUUACUGCUAUAUUCAGGGGCGAAAAUCCUGUUUCAUAGUUGGGGGGGACAAUAAACAGUAAAAUUUUAGAGAAUAAAUCCAGGGGGGGACAAGGAAUAAAAGUUUUAGCCUUCCUUUAAUACAGCAUUUUGACAUUUCCAUCUCUAUCUCGCAAACAGGCAGAAGACCUUUCUUAGAGUAAUACAAAACAAUGGUAUUAGGUGGAAGGUGGCAAUAAUACAGCACAUCUGACAUAAUACACUGCAAAAACCCAAAAUCUUAACAAGAAUAUUUGUCUUAUUUCUAGUUAAAAUGUCUCAUUUUAGUAAAAAAAAUCUCAUUACACUUAAAACAAGACUCAUC